Danio aesculapii is the source of this 5962-nucleotide messenger RNA. RefSeq names its product CXADR Ig-like cell adhesion molecule (gene cxadr). The transcript has 7 exons. Gene Ontology annotation, biological process: homotypic cell-cell adhesion. Gene Ontology annotation, cellular component: basolateral plasma membrane; intercalated disc; bicellular tight junction. Gene Ontology annotation, molecular function: cell adhesion molecule binding. The coding region runs from base 138 to 1256 and encodes 372 amino acids. The record is from RefSeq and is a predicted model, not a curated record. NCBI's taxonomy places the organism in Eukaryota, Metazoa, Chordata, Actinopteri, Cypriniformes, Danionidae.
UCCACCUGCGCGAGCUGCUGCUGGACUUUCUGAUGCUGCGCGAGAAAGAAGAGUGAACGCGAAACAGCACAAGUCUCGAGGAAAAGUUGUUUUUUUCACUCGCACCGGGUAGCAGAUUGUGGCUUUAAAGCAGAGGAAUGGAUAUGAGGACGUCUUUUCUCUGCGUAACCUAUGUUAUUCUUCUCACAGGCUCAGCCUGUGGACUACAGAUCACCUCUACUGGUCAGACAUCCAUUGAGAAAGCCAGCGGAGAGAGUGUAAAGCUGGACUGUCAAUUUACUCUUGCUUCUGAUGAUUCUGGACCUUUGGACAUUGAGUGGAGCUUGCAGCCCUCCGACAACCAGAAAGAAGAGAAAGUGGUGAUCGUGUACUCUGGUGACCGGGCCUUUGAACACUACUAUGAUCCUCUAAAAGGAAGAGUCCACUUCAACUCACCUGACCCUAAAAAUGGUGAUGCCUCCAUGAACAUCAUGGGCCUGAAAGCAACAGACACUGGCACUUAUCAGUGCAAGAUCAAGAAGGUUCCUGGUAUUGCUAGCAGGAAAUACCUGCUAACCGUUAUGGUACGUCCUUCUAAACCCAAAUGUAAUGCAGAGGGUCAAACUUAUGUGGGUAAGAAUAUGGUGUUGAAGUGUAGCUCUGUGGAAGGCACACAACCUAUGGAGUACAUCUGGGAAAGAACCUCUGGCAAUAAGCUAUUACCUCCAUUUGCAAUCCUGGAUAAAGUCACGGGCACCAUGACUCUGAAGAAUGCCACCGGGGAUGCUUCAGGGACAUAUCGAUGCCAGGCUAAAAACCGCGUUGGAACAGAAGAGUGUGUGGUAGAGGUCACUGUCACGCAACCGCCUAACACAGCUGGGAUCAUUGCUGGAGUAAUAAUCUGCAUUCUUCUGCUUCUCAUUCUCCUCGCCCUCAUCCUCUUCUGCUGCUGCCGUGCUCGCCACAAGAAGAAGUACGAGAAGGAGAUCGCCUAUGAGAUCAGAGAGGAUGUGCCUCCUCCAAAGAGCCGUGUUUCCACCGCACGCAGUUUCACCAGUGUGGGCAGCCAGCGCUCCUCUCUGGGCUCCAUGUCUCCUUCCAACCUGCAUGAGUACAGCAAGCCCCAGUAUGACAAGAUUCCCUCUGAAGAGUACGACAGGCCCCCUAGCCACGCUCCCAUUCCCCCGCCCAGCAGAAUGGCCGGCCCCAACCUCAGCCGAAUGGGGGCCAUCCCCGUCAUGAUCCCUGCCCAAAACAAGGAUGGGUCUAUUGUGUAAAACUGAACUGGGAUCAGUCUCUGCACAUUUUGACGGUCUCUGUUCUUAUCAUUUUAGCGGAUUUUGUGAAGGAGCAAAUAAGAGGAACUCAGAUGUACGGAUAAUGCAAAUCGACUGGCAGAGCUUCAACAAACAUUAACACAAACUUUAUUCAACAGGAUGCAGGAAAGUGAUUUGCCUGCUCCUGUUUUGUAAAUAAUGCAACGCAUGAUGAUUUCCCCCUUUUUUUUUCUUUAAAAAUAGAAGGCCCUAUUUUAAUGUAAGGCACUUGAAUUGGUUGCCUAUUAAGUGUUCUCCAGAGAUGAAUUGAAACCUUUCAAACGAAAUGUAUAUGUAAUACAACCCCAUUUUAGAUAAGAACUCUCAAGCUAUUUGUUAAUGUUUUUUUUAAACCAGUUUGAAAUAUUUUCUGGCAACUUAAACCAUUUAUCUAUGACAAUAGUUUUCUUUUUUAAUUUCUUUUUUUUUGCUGGCAAAGAUUUACUCAAAGGGUCUGUGGGAAAUAUGAUGAAUUGCUUUGGUUUCUCAAAAAGAUAAUAGCGUUUGCUUGGAUUGAAGAUUAUUUACAUGUGAUGUGUGUGUGCAUGUGUACAUAUACAUGAAUAUGAAAUUGAUUUAUUUGAAGAUGAGCUAAUACUGUGAUUCCUAACCUGCUUUGCUUUUAUGGACCAUUUGGCAGUUUAAAUCCCAUCAGAAUGAUUAGUGUUCAAGUCUUUGAUUGGUCAGUUCCUUAUGCUUUGACCCCCAAACCUCUGCUUCCCUCUACCCUGCAGCAUAAUGGUACUCUUCAAAAUAAGAUUAAAGGUUUUUUUUUUUUUUUUUAAAGAUGCUUAAGCUGGAUGGUAAAAUAUGCUUCACUGAGCAAUCUGACUUCAGUAACGGCCAGACCAGAAAAGCUGAUCCCAGAUGCCUCUGAUUAAUUCACAGACUUUAACUAGAGAUUCUAAUCCUGAAUCUGCAUUCGGCUUGGCCGUCAAUCAUCCUGUUUAAAGCUAAUUGUCUGAUUGAUGUGUUGGUUUGCAGUUUAUUUAUUGGGUGAAGGACAUCUUAUUUAAAGAUUUUUUGACCACAUAUUAAAAGCCAAUUUAUACUUCUGCCUCAAGAGUGUGUGGUAGGUCUGGAGUAGCCUUUGCACAGUUGCCUUUUGCCAUAUUCUGAUGCGUAGCAACUCUCAAAUAAUGUAGCAUGUAGUAGUAGGGCUGCAUGAUACUGGAAAAACUGACAUUGCGAUGUUUUUCUGCAAUAUGAAAAUAAUUUCACCAGAUGAUAUAAAUGGCUAAAUUUGGAAAGAAUUCAUUAUUUUAUAUUGAUUGGGAUGAUUUUGUAGGAUGGAUAAUCUGCAUAAAUCAAACAAAUAGCAUUUUGUGGUUUACUGGAAAGAUUAUAACUGUAUUGACAUACAGAAAUUAAAUCAUCAAACGUAAAUAAAUAACACUGCAUAAUCUUCAUUGUGUAAACAAAUAAACAAUCAUUAGCUGUUUCCAUCCUCCUAUUUUUAUGUGUAUUUGGAUAUGCGGAUAAAAAAUAGUUGAUAAACACCAAGAUGCGCAUACAUUUUGAAAAUUCGCGUAAAAAAACGUGUGCGCAUAACUGAGUAGCAUGAACUUGAUUCAAUAAGAAAGAAUGCACAUAAACUACGAUGGAAACACUUUUACCGAACAAAUUCCAUUAUGUGCAUUAAAGUCAUGUGAUUUUGUUAUAAGAGAUCAUGUGAUGAUAAAAUGUGUGUGAAUGGACAAAGCAGCAGGUUGAGCACAUUGUAAAACAUCUAUAAUGUUGUUUUGGUCAUUCUAAAACGCUUUAAAACAUUUCAGUUUAAUUGUUAUUAUUUUAUAAUGUGCUCCGCAUCUCACCCCUUCAAAAGCCACUCUUUCAUUGGAUGACAGCAUUGUCUUCUGAGGUCAUUAAAUAAAUAAGAAAAGAUUGGCGCUGCUUCUCCGACCGCAGCAAAUCUCGUUUUUACUUUUGAUAUUUGGCACCAGUUAAUCAGGAAGUGACGAUUUUGUUCUCUUUGACUCGUUGGAUGGAAACGCUGCUUUAUUCGCACAUAUUUUAUGCGAUACUCCAGUUUUGCGCAUAUAUUUAAUUUGCAUCUUUGGAUGGAAACAUAACUACUGUAAAAAAUGUUACAAUUUCUUACACUUGAAAUUUAACGUUCAUAGGCCUUAAAAACAAAGCAAACAAGCAAAUGAAAAACUUUUACUUCAUUAAGAUUAAAGUUCACAAUGUGGUUGCUUGUCUACUAUAAUCCCACUCAAAUAUCCUAAUGGAUGAAUAAACUGAACUGACAUUGCAAAUUCUGUGAUGUGACUAUUGCAGAUUUGCACAUUGCGUAAUCAAUGCAAAAUGAUAUAUUGUGCAGCCCUAACAUGUAGUGGCAAUGCAGAUCACAAGAUCUGUGAUUGGUUGGCUUGUAUUGGUGAGAGCUGUGAGAGUGGUGCGAGGCCGGUGGUGCAAGUUUUUAAACAUGUCUUGAAUCCUGCAGAGAAGCUCCAGAUAGAUACAUUUGUUUUGUGUAUGCUUUAUAAUUAAAGUUGGUGAAGGUUUGAACUACUGUUACAAUAGCAACCCACAGAUUUUUGGCACAAACUUAAAACCCCACUGCCUAUUAUUGAGAGUAGGUAAGAGUCAUUGCCAAGGCAGCACAGACAGAAUGCAGAAAUAUAAAUACUCAGAACGAUGUCGGCUACCUGCAAGAUAUUCAUCAUGGGGUGCGUCGGAUCACUUGAUGCCGAAGUGUAAAUUGGGCUUAAUUUUAACCAAUUGAAGGCCAAUUCAAAUGUAAGAUCAUCCAUAGAUUUAUAAUAGACUUCUUUGAUCAUUUAAUAUUGAUUAGGCCUCGUACGAUUUUGAUUUGACUUAAAGGUUUAUCCUAAAAUGUAAAUUUGCUGUUGAUUUGCUCAUUAUCAGGAUCCUAGAUGUCGGUGAUGCGCUCUCUCUUUUUAAAGAAGUUUAAAGAACAUUAAAGUAGUGUUUUUAGUUUUUUAGGCUGAAACUGUGAUUCUGAACUUUAAGAAAAAAACAUACAGGGGAACUAAAUUUAUGUUUGUGGGCCCUAACAAUCUGCUGAGGAUUUAUAAAACUAUUGGUUUUCUGUAAUGUUCUACUAAAAGAAAAAAGUCUACAUCUAUAAACAGCAGAUUUUUAUUUUUAGGUGAACUAUCUGCUCAAGUCACCAAAUCACCACAAUGACUGUCCCAAACCUUACGGUUCUUAUCAUGGUUUUAUUACUGCUUAUUUUACCAUGUAGGUCCAUUCUAAUGUUCACUCUGUGCCUUUUUUUGUCUAUGGGUGUAAUGAACUGGUAUACACAUCAGGCACAGUCCGGUAUAAGAUUCUGACAGUAUGAUAACCUUGGUUAAAAAUAUCAUGCUUUUAAGGUUUCAUGGUAUUGUGAUUACUGCUUUAAAAUAAGUUCUUUUCCCCAUUGAACACAAUUUAUUUUAGUUUAAGAAAGAUUUAGUGUUUUGGCUUUUGUUAUUUUAAACAUGACGUGUCUUCAAAACGCAGAUUGUGUUUCCUGAAUUUCCUGAAUCGGGGGCUGACCAGUAGCCUUUGAUUUUGAGGGUCCUUUUGCUGUAGAUACUGUUGCCCUAAAAACCUAAUGAAGUAGUCGUAAAAAAACAAAUAAAAAAACAACAACAUCUUGCAUAUACCUUAGGAACAGUACAAAAGAAAAUGUUUAAGGUUUCAAAACCUUGACUUUCCAAACCGCGGUAAACCUUGAAAACGGUUAUUGUCCCAUGCCUAAUACACAUUGAGUGGGUCCACAUCAGUGGCAUAGGGUAAAUUGUACACGAACAAUUAUAAAUGAUGAUGUGUAAUGCACAAUUGGACAUUAAAUGAUUUUGUUGCGCAGGCUGGCAACAAAUAUGACUCUUCUGUUGAUACAGUAGGUGUAUAAUGACGAUUUGAAUUUAUUAUUUUUUUAAAUGCUGGUCUCAUGGAAAGAUAUUGUGUACACUGACAACCAUAUGCCGUGUGUCUGUUGUACACAAACAGCAGGCUUUUCACAAUCUGCUUGUAUUUUGACCAGGGCUCCUGUUGAAUGUGUAAAUAUAUUUACUGUAAUGUUGGGCGCGAUUGAUUGCGUUUGUCUUUAUGGCUGUAGCCUGUUGCACUUGGGUGGCUUUCCAAGGCUGCGAAUGUGAUGAAGGACUAGAGGAUGAUCAGGCUAAUCAUCCGCCAUCUGGAGAAGGUAUUAUUAACAUUUAUUAUGCAUAUGUUGUCAUUACACAAAAGCACACACACACACUUGUGAUUUCCUUGGGCUUUUAUUUGUUAAGCCUCUAUGAAUAUAGGGCUGCUGUUACAGGAUCAGUACAGCUUGUUUAAACGUGGAGACUAAUGCCAGUGUAAACUGAGAAACCCGAUCUUUGGUCAGCAUUAUCUUUACUGCUAGCUGUACAAAUCAACUUCCUUGAAUCAAAUGAUACUUUUUUUUUGGGAUGGGGCCCGUUUGGUAUUUCGUAACCUUAGAGGUUUGUCUGGUUCUUUGUACAGUGCCAUUUAAAGAGAUAGCAAACUCUCCUUACUAAUAAGAGACAACCAAUGAAAUUAACUGUAGAUGUUUUCUUUUGAAAAAACUGUACUAAUAUUACAUUUACUUUUUCUUCCUGUUUGGUUUGCACAUCAUGUAAAACCUCCUUUUAUUUUUGUGUGCUUUUUUGUGAUGUAUUUUUAAAUAAAAAACGAAACUACUAUCA